Messenger RNA from Haliotis rufescens (red abalone), 6680 nucleotides. RefSeq lists its product as uncharacterized. Gene Ontology annotation, biological process: positive regulation of DNA-templated transcription. The coding region runs from base 1043 to 3202 and encodes 719 amino acids. Gene Ontology annotation, molecular function: ubiquitin-protein transferase activity; metal ion binding. The record is from RefSeq and is a predicted model, not a curated record. The transcript has 2 exons. Gene Ontology annotation, cellular component: nucleoplasm; chromatin. NCBI's taxonomy places the organism in Eukaryota, Metazoa, Mollusca, Gastropoda, Lepetellida, Haliotidae.
CAUCAGAGCGGAGCGUGCAUGAUUAUGGAACUGAAGUCAAUCAUGUGGAAAUGUUUUCUGUCCCGAUACAUGCUGAUGGAGGCAGCUGAUCAGUUGACAUUGUGGUGGAUGGAGAUGCUUCGUGGUGGUUGGCAGCUGGGGAUGUGACAGAGUGUGGCUUAAUACUGUGAGAAGGGAUCUGUGAGACAGAGAUGUGAUAUAAUGCUGAGAGAAGGGAUCUGUGACACAGAGAUGUGAUAUAAUGCUGUGAGAAGGGAUCUGCGACAUAGAGAUGUGAUGUAAUGCUGAGAGAAGGGAUCUAUAACACACAGAUGUGAUACAAUGCUGAGAAAAAGGAUAUAACACACAGAGAGGGCUGUGAUAUAGUGCUGACAGAAAGGAAACAGAGAUGUGAUGUAAUGCUGAGAGAAAGGAUAUAUAACACAGGGAUGUGAUACAAUGCUGAGAAAAAGGAUAUAACAGACAGAGAGAUGUGGCAUAACGCUGACAGAUUUUAGGAAACACGGAGAUGUUAAAUGAUGCUUUGAGAAGGGAUAUGGCAGACAGGGAUACAGCAUCACACUGAGAGAUUGGAUACAUCAAAGUGAUGUGGCAUAACAAUCAGACAAGGGCUAUAAUAGACAGACAUGUGAUAUAACACUCACACAACGGAUAUAACACAAUAUGUGACAAUGCUGAGAUUUGGCAUUCCACUCAGUGAAGGAGAAGCAGAGAUAAGAAGAACACUGAAAGGAAGGAUAUAACAGAAAUGUAUUAAAACUGAAAGAAAGGAUAUAACAGAGACGUGUUAUAACACUGAACAGAAGGAUUAUACCAUACAGAUGUCGUAUACAGAGACAGACAGGGUCUUCGCUCCGUCACUUGACCGUACCACAACUAAUGAUGAGGUAGACAGACAAGAAAGAGACCACGGAAACUAAACACCCCAAGUACAGGGUGUUGUCUAACAAUAACGUGUGAUAUCUUGGAGGAAUCAAGAAACGAUAUUCAGUGACAUGAGAGACUCCUGUAACGUGUGACAUCUUGAAACAAUCCAGAGAAGAUGAUGAACCCAAGCCAGCCCCCUAUGACUCCGGUCUGCUGCCUCUGUCAGACAGUCUUCCAGGAUCCAAAGGUUCUGCCCUGCCUUCAUACCUUCUGUUCAACCUGCUUACAGAAUCUUGUGACAGGAGAGCCGGGAUCAGGGGAGAUAACCUGUCCUACAUGUGGGUGUCAUGUGACUCUGCCUGUCAGAGGUGUGUCUGGAUUGGUUACUAAUAUGCUUGUGAAGCGACUCGCAGAUAAUUACUUAAGUGAAAUAAUGAAAAGUCUCCAUAAUGACCACACAGAGACUUCCGAGCCAGACGAAGGGUUCGGGGAACAGUCGGAAGUCCAUGUUGGUCACAUGACUAGAUCUGAGACCUGGCAUGGACAAACAGAUGCUGUUCCACAGACAAUUGUUGGGCAGGCUAAGUCACUAAAUGGAGACAAGCAGUCAGGACUUUCCACAGCAGUUUCAGAUCAGUCAAGUCCUGGUGCUGGUGCUACACAAGAGGAAAAACAUGAAAUGAAGAAGGAGGCAUGUCGAGUGACGGGCAAACUCAUGUCCAAGCUGAUGCACCUCCAGGGGGAGGCUCUGAGGAUUACUUACUCUAUUGACUCAGUCAACGAGGGGGUUCGUCAGUGGCAGGAGAGGAACAUCGAGAUCAAAGCCAGCAUCAUGGACAGGUCACGGAUGCUGCAACAUCUCAUCAAGAGACACGAACAGAAGCUUUUAGCGGAGGUAGACAACCUGGAGAACCAUGACCAGUUCCUCAAUGAGGCUGACAGGACCAAAAAUGAGCUGCGGAUGAAUCUGAAGCGUGUUCUUAACGGUGUGGAGUUCCUGAAACAGAUGCAAAACUUUGGGCAGGAUGAGGAGAUUCUAGCAAUGAAGGACUUUCUCCUGGGUGAUCUGAAGAUUUUGUGUGGUGUUGAAACCAACAAAAAAGAAUAUACCUUAAAGGUCCCAACAGUGACAUCAUAUGAGAAUCUUGAUGAUGAGUUUGGCAGUUUGAUCCCGGUUGAGAAGAGAUCUGUCGUGUUUGAGCCAGAUGCUGGAGAAGGACUAGGUGACAUGAAACUCACCCAGCUGGAGAAAGUCAAACAAAUGGAGUUUACAAAAGCCUCAAGUACAAAACUGAGGCGAAGAAGAGCCAAGACACAGCAGAUUCGCUUCUCUUCUCCGCAAGGGAGGGAACUGAGGUUCUCAUCACCCCAGAGAAGAGCCACAAGGAUCAUCACCUCUGAGGACCGGGAGCUGGAAGUGGAGAAGACAUCUCCAGAAGAUGAUCCCGAGAGCCCGGAGGACAUGAAGGACCUUCAGGAGACUCUGAAACUGAGGAGGAAGGAGCUGUUGGAAGAGAAACACAUGGAGGACAACAUGGAGAACAUCCAUGAUGUUCACUUGUUCAGUGCCCACAGACGACCCACCAGAGAGAAGAAGAGGAGAGUCCAAUCCUUCAGUGGCAGGCCAUCCUCCAGGACACGGCUGAUGGAACAGGCUGCCAAAGGAUUACAAGCUCCCAGUGAGGCUGAACAACCCGAGGGACACCAGGAGACAGCCACACUGGACAAAGCUGGAAGUAUCGACAGCAUAGAAGGGGAGAUAACUGCAGGUCAUGACGCGUCCAAGGAAACAACUCCAGCUGAUGAAGAAAUGACCAUGAAGCUGAAAUAUCUCCGUGACAACUGGAGACGAAGAAGAGAGAUCCUCAAAUCCAGCGAGAGUUCACAGACAUCAUUCGAAAGAGCACCAGGAGAUACAAGUCCUGUAUCACCAGAUUCUCCCAAAUCACCUGAAGCUAAGGUAGGAACUGAGACCAAGUUCCAGAUGUUCCGAGACCAGCUCAGCUCUAUGAGACAUCACAUCGUACCAAGGGGCAACUCUCCUCCCCCAACCUCACCACACUACAGUCCAUCUCGCAGGAUGUCGGACAGUAUGGCAGCUCGCAAAGGAUCAACAGGCUCCAUACCCGAAGUGUCUGGUGAGAUAGAUUUUUCAUCCUCUCAUAAUACUCAUGAGAACUCGGUUUAUGACAGGCUUGAUACAGAAGGGCAAGUUUUCAGUACAUCAACAUCCCCACCUACAAAUGACAGCGGUCUGACACGUAAUCGGCUGCAGCAACUCAGAGCCAAUGCCAGGAAGAAGAGAGAGAGAUGGAGGUCCCAAACACUGUCAUAGAGAGGCACACAGGUGGUCAAGGGGAGGUUGUGUGUAACGUAAGAAUACAAUUGACCAAACAAUUUCGACUUGUGUUACAGCAUGAUAAAUCUGUGUACUGAUGUAAAGUUUCAUGACAGUUAUACUAGAUACUAUUAAUACCAUUGUGUUGCAUAACAGAUGUAUGCCAAGUAUAAAAUGUUUAUAUAACAGACAUGAUGUCAAUACCCAUACUCGAUUAUCCAGUGUAUAAAAUCUCCAUUCUAUUAAGAUAAAUACCCAAGAGGCCCAUUCACAACCAUUGUUUUGAGCCUGUUAGAAACAGGACUAACUGAGGUAGACUAACAUCUAGUCUCUGAAAUGUACAUAUUUUACCGAAAAAAACUGCUGUUAAAUUAAUUAAUAAAAAGAAGCCUUAGGACUUUCUUCAUUUUAAGAUACUGAUACAGCAGUAAUCUAGACUUGCCAAACAUUAUAGACAUGCAUGGGCUGUAUUGGAUAUCAUGACUGACUACGAUUGAGGUGGUGAUGUCUCUUCCGAAAUGAAGCUUUGGUUGUGAAUGGGUCCAGGCUAUCUAAAACAAUAGCGGAGAUGUAAUACAUGUAGAAUACUAAACUUGCUCCUGUGUAAUACAGUGAAUAGUUCUGGUAUCUGACAAGCGAUAUUUACGAGUUUCAUAAAAUUGGUAUUACACGGGAGCGACUUUAGUAUCUUAUUUAUUACUUAAAAAAAUUUCAGUGUCGUUUGUGAAUAGGCAGACUUCUAUGCGAUCCACAGUAAUAAAAUGGAUAAUCGAGAAAGGUGAUAGGGGCAAUAUGGACAUUAUUGUACAAAUAGGAUAGAAACACGCAUGUGCUAUUCUGCAUUCUUCAGCAUGCUUAGUGUGACAAUGGCUAGCUUGAAUUGCAGAGAAACACUGGCACUACAAGAUCUCAUCACGUUAGUAUUGUCUUGUCAGUGGCCAUGGUUACGCAUCAACCAAAGUUUAUCACAAACAGUCGAUCAGAUGGCCUGGAUACACUAACCUUCACUGUUCGUCAUAUUGUUUCAUGGAAUGUCAAAUGUGCUUUAAAACUUGUGUGUACAAAAUGAAAGUACAGUCGACUCUCGUUCAGAAUCAAAGAAUAAUUUGUACAGAAUCAAAGGAUAAUUUGUACAGAAUCAAAGGAUAAUUUGUACAGAAUCAAAGGAUAAUUUGUACAGAAUCAAAGCAAAGGCACCAUGGCAGGGGGAGGAAAGAUGGGGUGUUUGGAGCUUCUUUUUUUGGAGACCAUAUAUACACUACUCACCAGGCUCCAAAAAAGUGAAACAACACCCGAUUCUCUCAUAUUACUACAAAUAGUAUGUCUUCUUUUGAGUAGUAUAUUUUCAGUCUGCAGCACGUUUUUGCUCUGAAAGGAGGUGCCAAGCACACUUUUUUACCCAAAACACAUAAUUUCUCAGAACAUCCAGCAGGACAAGUGUUUUUGUGAGAUCAUUACAAUUUGUUUUUUCCUAUUUCGCUGUGUAUUGCAAAGUCUUAAUACCCAGCCAUUUUGUUUUGGAAGAAAGGUUGGAAGCCAGAGUUGUAGAAAUCCAGGUAAGCAAAAAUAAAGGCUUGAAGCCUUCAAUAUGUUCCAGUUCCGCUGAACGUGAGUCGACUGUAUGUAACACAAAUUUUAACAUGAGCUCAAACUAUUGCAAAGGCUCAAUUACUGUUAUUGAUUAUGAUGAAAUACUGUUAAAUGAUGAAAUAUCUGUACAUAAGUGUAUAUAAGCAUGUCAACUUCUGCAAUGAUACAUUUAUGCAUAUUAUUAUAUAGCAACAUACACCAACAUGAUCUCUGCCAUGAAGCCUAAUAACCUGUUGUGGUUCCGAACUCUAACUCAGAACUUAGUACUCACUACCGCUAGACCAAAGACCUGAGGACAUCCCAUUACAGGUCAUGACAGAACGACCUUUAGCGAACUUUUGACGUUAGCCAAUCAGAAAGAAGCUCUCUCAAAUUUAAGGCACAAGUUCCAAAAUGGCGCCCUGCAUUCCAGACUAUGCUUUUAGAUAUAUUUUGAAAAAUUUCUCGAUUCAAAAUUUGAAAACCGAAAAAAGAAACUUGUGGAAUGUCUGAUGCCCAGAUUGUAUAGCAGUACUUCCCACGGGCUAUGGAAAGAAUUCCGUUUUAAAUAUUUAUCCAACUGAAGUGAGAGAUCGACAAUGUCUAGCAUUCAGAAUCAGUCAUACAGUCCGUAACUGUCAUUUGGAAUCCCUCAUGUCAACCUUUUCGAGGUUGCAUGAUCAGAAAACACAUUGGGACCUAUACUUUUAUAUCUGUAAGUGACACUCAGAUUGGUCAGAUGAUAGGUCAUUCUGAUGUGACCCGUAAUGUCACAUCAGAAUCCUCAAGGGUGUCCUCAGAUCUGUGCGCAGAAGUAAUGAGCACUAAGAUCUGGUUUUAAUGAGAUUGUUGUGGUCCCAAUUACAUGUAAAUAUUAGCACCGCCAUUCAAUCAUUUCAAUCAUAAUCAUAAGAACAUUAAACAUAUUAGUAUGUUUCAGCUAUUUUUUUGUAUUAGACAAGCAAAAUAAUUGUAUUGGUCAGUGUAUAUAGAAUUGAUGGAAUUGAUCAGGUAAUUGAACCACAACACUUGGUGUUUUUAACUAGAACAACGUAAUGUGCCUACUCCGUACAUGUACAUUGUAGCAUAGAUGCAGGUGAGUGGGUGAUGUGAGGGCAUUGUUUCACUGGCUUUAACAAUUGCAUAGCACCAUAUACAAGCUCCAGUGAUUGUCUUUGAGGAUGGUAUUGUUAGGCCAGACUUUUCAUGAAACUUGGUUUAUGAAUCUGCCGACUCCAAAAAUUUGAAAAAGCAAAUAUGAAAAACGGUGUCUUUUUCAUUCCAGCCAGAAAAGAAUAAUGUUAAAAAAUUUACUGACACUAUCAACAUAAAUGAAUUAUUUAAAAUACCAUAAUUAAAACCUCAUGAAAAUGAUACAUCUUGAAAACUACUUUUGAUAUUUGUAAUUUUUUUUCGACCUACCAUACUGAAUUGGGCCCAAAUCUGUCAGCUCCUUGCAUAAAAAAGAAAUAGGAGUCUGGCCUUACCUUGUUGGUGUUCUGUAUCCAAGCUGUUGGGUUUUCCUAUGUUAGUGAUGUUAUUUUGUGUUUAUUGCUGCUUUGAACAGUAUUUCAGUGUGAUCCUGGCAUGUUAGCUUGAUGUGGGAGGGCACUUACCUCUUGGUGGAAACACACCAUUCCGGAGGUACGAUAGAUCAAGACUGAUAAUUGGCAUAAUCUGGACCCCUCUGUACAACAUGUUGUCAUGGUAACCAGAUAAAUAAAAAAGUUCCAAGAUUCCUGAAUAGCAAACAGCACCAGUCAAAACAUUUAUGCUGGGGGAUAUUUAUCUGUCCCAUAUAAGCAGCCUAUCUAAUGAUGUACAGAUGAACAACUGGUCUGCUACCACCUAGGUGAAAAAUAUUGCAUGUCUAAAGAAUUUAUGAUAAGAGCCACAUCUAUCCCAU